Molecule: messenger RNA, 612 nt
Organism: Fraxinus pennsylvanica
Lineage: Eukaryota; Viridiplantae; Streptophyta; Magnoliopsida; Lamiales; Oleaceae
Source: the annotation of a GenBank genome assembly
AUGGCUAUCAAGCAAACCUAUUAUGCUCCGACAGACCUCAAAUAUUAUUAUUCACAAAACGAGACACUGCCUCGAAGUCUCAUUAAAGUGGUUAAUAACGUAUACGACUUAAACCCGGAAAAUCUUGAAGAUGACUACGGGGUGAAUCGAGCAGAAGAGUGGUUAUUCUAUACACCAAGAGAUAGAGAAAACGAAAUUGAGAACAUUCGGAAUGGAGCUGCUGUUGAUGGAUAUUGGCAAGUAAUAGGGGAUGAUGAAACUAUCGUAGAUAAUGAUGAAACUCUUGGAUUUCGAAAGACUUUAGAAUUCUACAAAGGAAACCCACCUAGAGGUGACAAGACUUCUUGGAUUAUGCAUGAAAUUAGAGCGAAUGAAGAUCAACAAAGUGUUGCAGAUGAUACUAAGUUGGACGAUUGGAUUGUGUGUAGAAUAUACCACGAGGAGAACAGAUGGAAGGAUGAGACAUGUCGGAGUGAAGCAGAAGAUGAUCAAUGGUUUGAUGAUUUGGGUGAUAUAAUAAUAUACCACGAGGAGAACAGAUGGAAGGAUGAGACAUGGCAGAGUGAUGCAGAUGAUGAUCAAUGGUUUGAUGAUUUGGGGGAUUUAAUGUAA